AUGUCAGAAGCGGGGGAGGAAACGCAGGAAAUCGCGCAGUGGAAUUCCUUCGGACUUGACCCAAGAAUUUUGGCUGGGAUCGCUGCACUAGGUUGGAAAGAGCCGACAGAAAUCCAAGAAGCCGGGUUGCCAAUCGCUCUGAAAGGAAAAGACAUUCUGGCCAAGGCCCGAACUGGCUCUGGAAAAACCGGUGCGUACUUGAUCCCGAUUGUCCAGCGAAUCCUCCACAUCCCCAGCUCCCGUGCUCUAAUAAUCGGCCCUACGAGGGAGUUAUGUUCGCAAAUCGAAGCUGUCGUCCGAGAACUCUGUGUCAAAUGCCUCGAUUCGAUUUCAAUUUACGAGCUUGGAUCAGAAGUUGAGUCUGAAUCAGCUAUUUCCGCAUCCAUCGUGAUCGGAACUCCUGGAAGAAUCCUAAAUGCGCUAAAAUCGGAGCGUCUCUCCCUCGAAGAACUCUCAGUCAUGGUCCUGGACGAAGCCGAUCUUCUCUUCGGAUUCGGAAACGACAAAAUGGUCGCGGAAAUCGUCACAUAUCUCCCUGGAACGCAGCAAUCCUUCCUCAUGUCCGCCACCCUCUCAGAACAAGUCGAAAAAAUGAAGAAACUAGCGCUUCGGAAUCCAGUAACGCUCAAGCUCGACGACUCCUCGUUGCCGAACGCGGAAGUUCUCCAGCAAUAUCAGAUUAAUUUGAACGAAGACUUUGAAAAGUACUUGGUGAUUUUGAGCUUUCUCAAGUUGAGAAUCGUCAGAGGAAAAUCGCUUGUCUUUGCUUGUGGAACAAAUAGGUGUUACAAGCUGAAACUCUUCCUGAAGCAAUUCGGAAUACCUUCAGUUGUCCUGAGCUCCGAACUAGCCGCUGCUUCUCGUCACAACGCAGUGCAACAGUUCAAUAAAGGAAAGUUCGACAUCAUGAUUGCCAACGAUCAGGUCGAUCUGGAUGAGGAAAUUCAAGAAGGAGAACACACGAAAGCUAAAAAAGAGGAAAAAGAUUCGAAGAAGAAAAAGUCAAAAACGCAAGAAGAAGAUCAUCGGGAAUUCGGCGUGUCGAGAGGAAUCGACUUUCAGAACGUCUCCAACGUCAUCAACUUCGAUUUCCCUACUUCGGCCAAGCAGUACAUUCACCGAGCAGGGCGAACAGCAAGAGGAGACAACAAAGGGCGAGUCAUUAAUUUGAUGAUCGGGCAAGAAGAAAGAGACGUACUGGAUAAAGUGACGGAAGUGACGGGAAUCCCUGUUGAUCGAUUCAAGUUCAAAAUGGAAGAAGUUGAAGGUCUAAGAGGAAGAGCAUCAGAUGCGCUUGACAAGUGCAGCAAAAGAGCAAUCCGAGACAGCCGAGUCGCCGAAAUCAAACAGGCGAUCUUGAAUUCAAAGAAACUACAGGAAGAGUAUUUUACUCGACAUGAAAACGACCUGCUAGCGCUGCGACACGAUGCAAACUUGAAAAAAGUGUCGAAACGAUCCGAUUUGGCGAAUAUUCCAACUUACCUGCUCCCCGCACAAAUCAAAAACUCACUGAAUAUCGAAAACGCGCGGCUGAAAUCGAAAACCAAGAAUUAUCACAAAAAGGGACUGUCGACGAAAGAAAAGCAAGCCUUGCUCAAGAAGAGAAAAGCGAACGAUCCAUUGAAGACGAAGGCGAAACGAGUGAAGUAA
Molecule: messenger RNA, 1650 nt
Organism: Oikopleura dioica
Lineage: Eukaryota; Metazoa; Chordata; Appendicularia; Copelata; Oikopleuridae
Source: the annotation of a GenBank genome assembly